Messenger RNA from Suillus bovinus, 1748 nucleotides. Its product is annotated as sodium bile acid symporter family-domain-containing protein. Bases 93 to 1316 code for a protein of 407 amino acids. The record is from RefSeq and is a predicted model, not a curated record. NCBI's taxonomy places the organism in Eukaryota, Fungi, Basidiomycota, Agaricomycetes, Boletales, Suillaceae. Gene Ontology annotation, biological process: antimonite transmembrane transport; arsenite transport. The transcript has 5 exons. Gene Ontology annotation, cellular component: plasma membrane. Gene Ontology annotation, molecular function: arsenite transmembrane transporter activity; antiporter activity; antimonite transmembrane transporter activity.
AGUCGAUAUUCAAACGAUAUUCAAAAUCGAAAACGCUCAAAAGUUGGUGAAGUCUCUCUCGUGCAUCCUCAACCUUUCUUACUGGAACCAUCAUGGAAAAGGAUACGAAUUCCGUCAUGAAAUCGAACGAGCAAGACUUGAGGCCAGUCGAUUCUCUGGCGGACCACACGCCGUCGGAGAAUGAUGACCAUCAUGAUGUAGCAGCACCCCAAGCGCUAUUUCAGAAGCUCAGUAUACUAGACCGCUCGCUCACACCAGCCAUAUUGGUAUGCAUGAUCGUCGGGGUAGUCAUAGGCGAGUUUGUACCUGGUGUGCAGCCGGCGUUCGACACUGUCAAAUUCUACAGUGUCUCCGUUCCGAUUGCAAUUGGGCUCAUUGUUAUGAUGUGGCCUAUUCUCACCAAGGUCAGAUAUGAAGCCCUUUCGCGAAUAUUGUUGUCCAGGCGUUUGUGGAUGCAUAUGGGAAUUAGUAUGAUUCUGAACUGGAUCAUCGGCCCCCUUAUUAUGCUCGGUCUUGCAUGGGCUACGCUCCCCGACCUCCCGACGUACAGGACAGGCGUGAUCCUCGUUGGGCUCGCUCGUUGCAUUGCCAUGGUUAUGGUGUGGAAUCAGUUGGCCGGGGGGGACGCUGAAUACUGCGCAAUUCUCGUCGUUUUUAACUCGGUGCUCCAAAUCAUACUCUACUCACCCUAUGCCGUCUUGUUUGUGAACGUCGUUGGACACACCGAGCAGGGGGUUCAUCUUGCAUAUGGUUCGGUGGCGAUCUCAGUUCUCAUUUACCUUGGAAUUCCUCUCCUUGCUGGUGUUAUCACACGCUUCACAGUCAUCCGACUGAAAUCGAAGGAAUUCUUUGACAAGAGUUUUGCACCACGAUUUUCCCCGCUCUCCUUCAUCGGUCUCCUGUACACCAUCAUCGUUAUGUUUGCAUACCAAGGACACCACAUUGUGCAGAAUAUCGGUUCUGUUUUCCGGGUCUUCGUACCAAUGAUCCUAUAUUUUGUUGUCAUGUGGACGUCAGCCUUUGCGCUUGUGUUCUAUCUCGCUCGCCGAGAAUUUAGGAAAGGGAACACGGACAAUGGUGAUUUCACGUAUGAGCUGGCAGUAGUGCAGGCUUUUACCGCAGGAAGCAACAAUUUCGAGCUUGCAAUUGCAGUAGCAAUCGCUGUGUAUGGAGUGGGGUCGGAUCAGGCGUUGGCAGCGACCAUUGGGCCGUUAGUAGAGGUUCCUGUCCUUCUUUCACUCACCUGGGUGGCGCAAUAUUUGCGUGUUAGACUGCAGUGGGGGGCUCCAACGCAGUGCAAGAAUGGGAAAGUGUAGGUAUACUUACAGAUGAGUAUCUCAACCUAUUCCUGGCCCAUGGUUGGAGAUUACACCCCACAACACAAACGAUCUUCCAAGAAAUCGAUGAUAGAUUAGGUUGUUAUUUUUUGGACUUUGAUAGAAUCAUUUUCUUACCUACUUGUGGUGUUGUUCGACGGGCAGCUGCAUAUUUUUUGUAUAAGCAUGCUUUUUUCUUAAUCUUUAAGACGAACCCAGUCGCUGUUAUUUCUUUACACAACGACGGUGAGCUCGACAAUGUUUGGAUUCAAAUGUCGUGCUGCCAGAAUCCUUACUUCGAUUCAUCCAAUUCACCGUUAUCAGUUGGUAUAGUAAACAUGUCUUCAUGCACUGGGUGCUGAGGACCACACUGAUGGUGUGGAAUCUGAAUCAUGUCUAUCGUUCUCUCGAGAACAGUCCCAUCGACACCUC